CCUGCUUUCCCUAUCCCAAUACCAAGGCGAACCCCCACGAUGGAGCGGACUACAGCUGAUACAUCGCCCGCUAAAGAUGAAGUGACACUACGUCGAGAAAGAGGCCGCAAGGCGCAGGCGGCUUUCAGGCAGAGACAGAUUACGGCAAUCAAUGAACUUCGAGACCACAACCACGCGAUGCAGAGUGCCAUAGCGUCUCUAGCAGACGUUGCAUCUCGGCUGGGAAAUGCGGAGCUGGAUGAUGCCGUACGUAGUGCCUGGCUGGUGGCCGACCUCGGUGGCCCGGAAGAGGCAGAUGGCAGUCAUGAUUGCCAGGUGACGAGCGAGUCCUUAGUACAGCAGCAACUUACAACAGCAAUGCCUCAAGGGAAUCUAAGCAUGGAUGGGAAGACAUGGCUGCCGCCACGUACUUCGGGCGAACCGCCCUUGUUGCCUCCAACGGGCCAUUACCAUACAGCAGUGCCAUCCGAGGCGAAGAAUCAACGUCCGUCCCAGCGCCAAGACAGCGCAGCAAAUGAGCCGCAGUUGGGUUACCAAACUGGACGCAUGUCCCCACGCCUCGACUAUGGCCUCUGGCUUGAGCCUCAGGUCAUUAGGCUGACCAACCCUCCCAUCGACAUUAUGCCCUACCUGGAAUCCAAUACGACGCUGUCUAGUGUUGUCUUCUGGUCUGGUCUAGUAUGGGGCUUCAGAAUUCUUCAGGCUUCUCUUGAGGGCAACAGCGAGGCGGGAGCUACCGCCCACAAGGUGUUCAACGAGGUUAUGUCAUUGAACCCCGGCCGUGGAACUCUCGGCGGAAUCCAUGCUCGCUUGUCGUUUCGCGAGACGGGCUAUAUCGCGUCCGACCAUCCUGGUUACGACCCCGACGGCGCGGCAAAAAUGCAAGGUGCCAUGGCUCGCGCAUGUGCGGCCAAUGGAACUUCACUCGAGGCUUUUCUGCGGCCAGACGAAAUCGAAGAUCAGCUCAGAGGGAGACUGGGGGAGGGUUACCGCGUUAUUGAGCUGGGUUUACAAGGCGUUGGUUCACCAGAGGAGCUAUCGCGGGUUGGUAGUCUGGUCACCAUGAUAACCAGGAGUAGCGUGUGUUUUGGUGAUGGUCCGCGACUUAGAUUUGACUGGAUGGUCAAACUCGCCGAACAUUGGCUGAAGACCUGACCAUCUCAUAGCCGUGGGAGCAGGUGCAGUCCAGCGUUCAGCGGGGAAGAAGUUUGUCAAAGACGACGCUCGCAAGUUGCUUCGGGCACGUUCAAUUAUGACGUUAGACCUCGGGAAAGUUUGAAUGCCAG
Ilyonectria robusta is the source of this 1286-nucleotide messenger RNA. RefSeq lists its product as uncharacterized. The record is from RefSeq and is a predicted model, not a curated record. The coding region runs from base 40 to 1155 and encodes 371 amino acids. Lineage: Eukaryota; Fungi; Ascomycota; Sordariomycetes; Hypocreales; Nectriaceae. The transcript is spliced from 2 exons.